Peronospora matthiolae is the source of this 420-nucleotide messenger RNA. The record is from the annotation of a GenBank genome assembly. Lineage: Eukaryota; Oomycota; Peronosporomycetes; Peronosporales; Peronosporaceae.
AUGGAUGACUUGAUUUGGAAAACCAUCACUAGCUGGCAGGUCUGGACACUCGCACCCCUCGUUCUCUACGCAUUUUUCCAGCUGCACCUGUUGCCCAAGCCAGCAGCUCAAGUCGCAGCCCGAGUGUUCUUUUACCCGACGUGGCCGCUCACGUACUUGUCGCGACGUCGGAACUACUGGACGCUGGUGGACUCGCAUGUCCUGCUGGGAGCAGCACCUAUGGCUUUUCUGCCUCAUGUCGACGCUCUAGUUGCUCGUGGGGUUGGUGCAGUUGUCAAUCUGUGUGAUGAGUACGCAGGCCCUACGAACCAGUACAAGAGGCACCACAUCCAGCAGCUUCGCCUGCCGACAAUUGACCACUUUGAGCCGUCACUUGAGGCAUUAACAGCGGCUGUUGCGUUCAUCCAGAUGCAGAAAUAA